Frieseomelitta varia is the source of this 3488-nucleotide messenger RNA. RefSeq lists its product as uncharacterized. The record is from RefSeq and is a predicted model, not a curated record. The transcript is spliced from 14 exons. Lineage: Eukaryota; Metazoa; Arthropoda; Insecta; Hymenoptera; Apidae. Bases 161 to 2785 code for a protein of 874 amino acids.
UUGCGUUGUUGACACAUUUCGCGGCAAUCUUUUAAAACCCGGUAAGUGAAAGUUUUGUAUUUAAAAUUUUGUGCAUAAGUGAAAAGUAUUGUGUUAAAAUUUUAUUUCCUGAAGAUAUGUCAUCGAGGAAAAUAGCGUUUUGAGAAAACAAAAUCUGAAAAUGGCAAGCGAGACUUCUUUUACCUCUUUAUUAGAUGAUUCGCUUUCAGAUAACGACAAAAGUAUCGAGGAUUACUCGUCCAAGUUGAAAGAUGCCUUGGAGAAUUUGACUGAGAGAUACGACGCAGAAUCAUUGCAGCAAGCUCUGCAACAAUCUUUAUCUUCGUGUUCGGAUAAUCUACUGGAUAAGAAAAUUUUCAGCGAAACGCUUCCUUUCGCCUAUAAUCUUUUAUCCGAGGCUCUAAAGAAAAUUGAUGGGAUAGUAAAUGCAAAUCUGGAUGGAGAUACGGUAGAGGACGUGAAACGACAGUUUCUCGUCUGUCAUGAAUUAUUGAGUGUAUGGGAAAAAUCUAUGGAACGCGUGUCGAAACUUCAUAAAACAACUGCCGUUGAUCUCAAGUGCAUAGUGAAGAAUGUGCUUCUUACGAUUAAAUUAAUAUUCGAACACUGUAGAGCAAGUAAAAUAUUGUACGGUACUUUAUUCGAGGACGUAUCGGAAGAAUUAACGAGUCUCUUUCGCAAGGUGAAAACGAUCUUGAAUCUAUUUCUGGCCACUUUAGACGGUGUAAUAGUCUUCGACACGGAUACGGAAUCGGAAACGGAACUGUUGAUAAAAGUAAUCGAUUCGAUCGGAUUGUUUGUUACCAUUGCGCACGAAUUGGAUCUGAAAACGUUCGUAGAAACGUUGAGAAUAUUUGGCAAAUUAGCGAUUGUAAACGAACAUCAUGUGAAACAAACAAAUGUCACGAGCGUCACAUUGCAUCUUGCCCAAUUAACAAAAGACAUAUCAUCCAUGCUUUCAUUUUGUCAGGAUUCAGCUGAUCGAGUCAAAGAAAGAAAAAUAAAAGUUAUUGGUCAUUCGUUAAAAAUUUUGGAUAGAUUAUUUGCCGUCUAUUGUUCACACAUAAAUAAUGAAAUCCUUUCGUUUGCAGUCGAACUUUUAUUAAAAAUGCACAGGUGCUCUCCAUUAUGUAUAAAAAAAUCACAGAUCGAUAGCGAAUUAAUCGAAUUGAUAAACGUUCAAAUCUCAAAUGGAUCCGAGCCACUGUUAAAUACCAUUUUCAAAUCUUCUAAUUUUAAACAGAUUUUCUUCGAUUAUGGAAAUCAAACAAAUGUUGACAAAUUAGGCUACCAUUUAUUAAUAAUUAAUAUCAUGAGAAAACUAAUUAAUAUGCCAUACGAGCAUCAUUGUAAAUGGACAUUAGGUGCUGAAUCGAUUAUCGAUGUCGCAUUAAACAACAUUAACUAUUUGCAGGAAGAGAUUUGUGUGGGUCAGGUGGGAUUACCAGGUAUACACGACAUUGGAGAAAGACCGAGAUCUGCUUCGAUAUACGAGGCUACGAUAGUACCAAUUUGUGGACUGAUCAGCCAAAUACCUCCAGAUGGAUUUCACGCUAUCGAAUUGAUUUUAUUGAAGUAUUUGCUAAGCAAUCAAUUUUGGAGUUCUUUGCUUAGCUCAGAUAUUUGGUGCUUUGUUGACCGUAUUGGUUCUUCAGAACUUUGUGCUAAUCACGUAAAAUACCUAUUGAACGUUUAUGCUGUUUUAAUGAAACGUAGUAACAGUUUUGAAGUCGUUAUGUUGGAAAGCUUAAUUGGAAGAUUGUACAAUUUGCUGUCGGAGGAAACGAAGCACACCCUUAUCAUGGAGCUCGAUGAUCUCGAAAAUCCAUUCUGGUUGCCUGUCGCGCGAUUUUUGCCCUCGAAAACAAAAUUAUUCUUGCAGAAUCGACUAGCGUGCGUAUUAAACGAGAUCCCGCACAUUUUCGCUGAAUUACAACGGCAACCCACUGUACAAAGUUGGAAUCGUAUCACAACGCUGAUGCUAUUGAUCGGAAAACUCAAUUACACGGGUGAGAGAAAUACUAUUGAUAUUCUAUCUCAGAUAUGGAAUUCUAUUGCAAGCACGAUCGAAAUUUUCGAAGGCAGACAAUUGGAUAUAUUAUCGGAAUUUAUGUCGAAACUGUUCAGUGCUACGCAACCUGAACAAAUUCAGGACGAUACUUUCUUCUCGAUUCUAGAUGCAGUUUUGACAUCACUUUCGUAUUUUCCGCCAUAUGUGAAGGCGAUAGCGUCAUACUAUUUGAAGAAUAAUGUCAACUCUCUUGACUGCUGUGGAAUUAAAACAAUCAAUGCCUUAUCAGAGCUCAAUUGUCGACUUCUGGAAGAUGAAAAUCCAUGGGUACGACAAGAAGCUUUUGAAUCGUUUGAUCAUGUAGCUCAUAUGUGCCCGAACGAAGAUCUCGUCACUAAAAUGGCAGCUGCGAUUACAAAAAUAUCAUCAUUGAGAGAUUCUUUACCGGCUUAUCUUUCUGGCACGUCUUAUUACGAGCUUCAAGAUUUCACGGAUAUCGAAGGCUAUCUGCAGCAAAUAGCUAAGCAUGCAAAAAAUGUUCCUCAUAUUUGCAACAAUUACGAUGAUUCUCAGAGAGACGAAAAGCUUGCUAAAUUGGAAAUUGAGUCCAUCGAAAGUUUCGAUGAAACUUCGAGUUUAAAUGAUCUCGAUGAACACGUGAGCAAAAUAUGUGACGAAUUGAAUGAUAUUUUAAAAAAACAUAAUGACAUCGGAAGUCACAUGUUACAAAAAUUAAAACUAAUUUGCGCGAAAUUUUUGGAUCUAAUUGAAUAAAAAUAAAUUUUAUUUUAACAUAUUUUGAAUAAUAUAAAUUGUAAUCUUUUUUUAUGUCGUGAGAAUAAGUUCGCAUGAUGAAUUAAGAAAUAAAUAUAAAUAUAUUUUUUUAUUUUCAUCGAUACAUUCAUAAUUACAAAUAUUUCGAAAACUGUUCAUUUUUGUGAAAAAUGUCUUUGAUUUUCGGUUUCAGCAAUGUCCUCGAAAUGACAAAUUUGGAACAAAAUUUUGCUUUUUAAAGAGAUACUUAUCAAGACUCUAAAUAUCAACAUAAUUAUUAGAACAUAGGCCCACGAAUUUCAACGAUUUUUGGAUUUUUGUUAUAGAAAUUAAUAUUCUGAAUAACUUUCUUUUUUAUGCUAUGCGGAUGGAUUCGUAAUGUAUGCAAAUGCAAUUCUCAGAAACCAAGAUUGAACGGCGAUUAUAUGUACGGGAAAAUGUAUUACAUUCUCGAUAACAUAUCCAAAAAUCAUUGAAAUCGGUGGAUUGAAUCAUCUUCUAUACAAUUAUCAAUAGCAAAUUUCGAUAUAGGAAAAUAUUGAAUAAUUGAUAAAAGUAAAUUGUAACUGUAUAUUUAAACUGUAUGUAUUAAGUAAGUAUAAGCAUACACAUACAUAUGUGCAUAGGAUAUAUUAUCCUUACUAAUCAUACAUUUUGCUGCUAUUUUUCUUACAAAAAGCAAGAUCAUUAACAUAUUUUCAAG